Molecule: messenger RNA, 3972 nt
Organism: Cyprinus carpio (common carp)
Lineage: Eukaryota; Metazoa; Chordata; Actinopteri; Cypriniformes; Cyprinidae
Product: TRPM8 channel-associated factor homolog
Exons: 8
Coding region: 894-3635 (913 amino acids)
Source: RefSeq, a predicted model, not a curated record
CUACAUAGAUAGAUAGAUAGAUAGAUAGAUAGAUAGAUAGACAGACAGACAGAUAGAUAGAUAGAUAGACAGACAGACAGACAGACAGACAGACAGACAGACCUAAAGCUUUGCAUUUUUCCUAAACAGUUUCAAUGUUGAAAAAAGGCUUUUAAAACUUUGUGUAGUCCCUGAAAAUCAGUACAAAGUGUACAGACAAAAAAAAAGUACUGUGUGUCUAUUCAGUUUUUAUGUUUGUUAGAUGACAAAUCUCCAGUUUACAUAAGUAUUAUCAUGCGAUAGGAUAUCCUGCUAAUAAUUAUGUCUUGGUAAACAUAGUUUAUUUACUCUGCAUAAUGCAGUACCAACAGUUUAGUUUAAACUGCCAUAUGCUUUUGUCUUAAAGCUGUUGAGCCCUGCACAUGACAUCCAGAAGAAAAAAAAAUUAAAUCGUGGCCAUCAAUCAAGAUUACAUUCUCACAACUUCAUGGCCACAUUUUAUUCAUUCAUUCCAUUGUUUUAGUUAAAUCAUUGUCAUUUAAAAAUAGUCUGUACUAAAAGAGAUCUAAACAGCUUUAAAAAUGUCAAAUACUGUAGAGGGAGUGUUCGAUGGUGGUUUCUGGAUGAACAAACAAAAUGAAAAAGGUGUGUUUACGGGCGUGCUCGUUGGGUGUGCUCUUACAUAGGUGAGCUAUAGUCAUAUCCACAAACAUAUUCUCACAGUAGUUACACAUAGCUAAGCGAGAAAGUCAUCUGAACAGUUUUGUUUCUAUUGAUGAAGGACUGAAAACCAGUCAGUAUCAAUUUACUUCACAAGCUCUGGUUGAACAAACCCAGUGCUCUUACCCUGUAAAACUGACUGUACAUUGAGAUUGAUUGUUUUGAGCUGACUUGCUAAACAGAGCUAAUCAACCAUGGCAUGUGAACAAGACUACUACACUAUCAUGUAUGGGCUGCAGGAGCUUGAUUUUGAAGGGGGAAAAGCAGUGCCCAGUGAUCUUGUACUAAUAGGUGAACAUGCCUUUCCACUUGCCAUGAAUCCAAGAGGUCAGGUUCUGAUGGCUGCAUCUCGUUAUGGUGAGGGACGUGUGGUGGUGUUGGGACAUGAGCAAUACCUAACACACUUCCCUGGCCUGAUAGAGAAUGCCCUUAUGUGGCUCAUGCCAUGUACUGGUGAUGCUGGCAUUGUAGGGAUUCAGAAGAGUUUAUGUUCAGUAGCUGAAAACUUGAAAUACUGCCCUAUCAAGACAGAGCUAGGAGACUUUCGGAAUGGAUUAGCUAUAUAUAUCACAGAUGCUUACAGUGUUGAGAACUGUGCAAAGGAUCUGAUAGCUUUCAUCAAAGCUGGGGGUGGCUUGAUCAUUGCUGGCCAGGCCUGGAGUUGGGCUGCUGCCCACCCGCAAGAAAACACUAUAAGGAACUUCCCAGGAAACAAAGUUUCCAGUGUUGCAGGAAUUUACUUCUCAGAACACGAAGGAGAAAUUGGCAUCUUUCCUGUUCCAAGAAGCAUCCCUUCUAGUUGGCUUGCUGUAUCUAUAGGCAAGGACUUUAAAGAUGACCUACAGUUCCUGCUAGAAGGUGUGUCUGAAUUUGAUGUCCAAGGUGGGGCUAUAGCAUCUGAAGUGAUGGUGCACGGACCAUUAGCAUUUCCUAUUGCAGUCACUCCAGCUGGAAAAGCAUUCAUUGCUGGUGCCUAUUAUGGGCAAGGCCGCGUAAUCUUGGUAUCCCAUGAAGGCUUCAUGGGACGGGAAUCUCUGUCCACUUUCAUGAUCAACGCUAUCAAGUGGCUUGACGAGGGUCGCAACGGUGUAAUUGGGAUUCUACCCAGCCUACAGGCAGCCCACACAGUACUGAGCAAAUCUGGUUUAGAUUGCCAAUUGACUGGUUUUAAAGAAGAUCUAAGUGUCUACGUUUGCACUUCAUACAGUGAUGCCCAGUGUGCAGAGAUCCAAGAAUUUGUUGCUGAAGGUGGUGGUCUUAUGAUUGGGGGUCAUGCCUGGUACUGGGCCCAGACCCACUGCGGCUGCAAUGUCAUGACUGAUUAUCCAGGAAAUCACAUUCUUAAUAAGAUGGGAUUGUGUCUCUUGGGCAGCACCUUGGGUGGAGGGUUAUACAAAGCCCCAGAAAUUGAGCAUAGUUGUAAAGAUGGAUACCACUUUCGUAGCAUGCUGCAUCGGUUUGCAGAACAUGUAAGCCUGGGGCAAGAACUGACUAAUCAAGAACAGAGCUGCUUGAAACAGCUGGGCAACGACUGUGCCAGUUACCUUCGCAUGCGAUCUCAUGACAGUGCUGCCUAUACUUCAAUGGUAGGUCUUCUUAGUGACAUAGUGAAGGAGGUAGGUGUUCCACAAGUGUGUAGCAACUGCCCUGUUCAAAGUGCCAAGGACCACCUGAUGCUACAUGUUGGGACUGAGGUGUACAAGGUGUCACCCGAUCCUGAUGCCCUUCUUCCAUACAUCAUUAAGGACAGACCUAAUAUGCCAACUGUGUCUAAUGCAAGAGUUCGGAUCACUGCCAACACUGGAGCUUGUGAAGAAUGGAUAAGCACAGGGUUAUAUCUUUCUCCUGGUAUGAAGACGUACAUAGCAGUACCUCCAGAGAUCGUUGGGAAAAACUGGCAGGUGCAGCUUGGUUGCCAAACAGAUAAUAUUGGUGGAUCAGAUGUUCUGAAACGGGCUCCUGUGGUCCAUGAGCGGUUCCCUUUGGGCACAGAGAUGGUCCAAGUCUGCAAUCUAUGGGGAGGGCUCAUCUACCUAAUAGCACCUCCUCAAAGCAAAGUGGAUGGGGCGGAAAUUGUCGUGCAGAUCUCAGUACAGGCUCCAUACUUCAAGUCUGGAGAGACUAGUGUAGCUGACUGGGUGGACAGGAUCCGUCAGGCACCCGCCCCCUGGGCGGAGCUUGAGUUUGAGAACAUCAUCAUGACAUUAGAAUCAGAAUAUAUAAGGAAUCUGGACCGCCCUGACGAGGUGGCUAAACUUUGGGACACGAUAAUGAGAAGCAUAGCUGACCUGGCAGCAAAGCCUGCCAAGUUCCCCCGCAAGGAGCGGUUUGUUGCAGAUGUUCAGAUCUCUCAUGGUUUCAUGCAUGCUGGAUAUCCUAUCAUGAUGCACUCCACCUCUGCCCCAGGUCUAGUAAAUGUACAGGAAGCCUAUAAAAGUGGUAUGUGGGGAUCCAUUCACGAGCUGGGUCAUAACCAACAGUGUAGAGUUUGGGAGUUCCCUCCACACACCACUGAGUGCACUUGCAACCUGUGGUCAGUGUACAUACAUGAGGAAGUGCUGGGCUUAAAUAGGUCAAAUGCUCAUCCAGCCAUGACUCUAGAAAACCGUCAGGCUCGUACCAAGAUGUAUUGCAGUGGCGGUAAGGAUUUAAAAAGCUGGAGUAUGUGGACAGCACUCGAGACAUACAUGCAGCUUCAGGAAAAAUUUGGCUGGGAUGCUUUCAAGAAAGUUUUUACUGCCUACCAUGAUAUGAAGGGAGUGCCAAAUGACAAUGCAGCCAAGAUGAAUCUAUAUGCUGAGACCUUCUCCAAGGUGGUCAACCUGAAUCUUUGCCCUUUUUUCAUAGCGUGGGGUUGGCCCAUUCAGCCCAGCACACAAGAGAAGAUCUCUCAUCUCCCUGAAUGGAAUGACCAUCCUAUGGUCCAGUAUGCCUAGGAACAUCUCAGAUAGCUUUAAAAAUGUACAGUGCCAGUUUUAAUGUAGCUGAUGGGUACUAUUAAGUAUAAAAAUGAUAUAUGCUUACCAGGAAUUUCAGUACAUAGUUGAGCACUUGAUAUUAACUAAAGGUGGUUAUAGGCUAGUGGGCUAUGGUUAAAUAGAAUCAGAACAUGCAUGUUAAAAGCAUGCAUUUUACAUGCACAACAUACGGUAUACUUUUCAUAAAUACUAAAAACUGCAUGCACUGUGAUUAACAGUAUGGCAUGGGAUCUUGUAUUGGUUGUAUUUCCCUCUUUUAUCCAAGAGAAUAAAUAUUAUAUUAAAAGACUCUGAA